AUGGGCAGGCCUAGGUUGGAACCUGAUUUGGUUAAUUGUUCAGGAACUAAAACAGGAUCUAGAGGUGGUGGAAGGGCUGGUGGAAGGGUUGGUGGAGGAAGGAGUAGAGGUGGUGGUAGGGGCUCUAGUGGAAGAGGCAAUAGAGGUGGUGGUAGGGGAUCUAGUGAAGGAUUCCAAACAGAAUAUGGGAAGGGUACUUCUGAGUUUCCUAAAUGUGAGCCUGAAGAUGUUGCCAUUCCAAAUGUUGAGAGUGAAAAUGAUGCAAGUCCAUAUUUUCAAAAUCAUAUUAGCUUAACAAUUGACAACCUAAGGAAAUCUUUAUACACUACAAAAGAGAUCAUGGACUAUCUUGGACUCAGUGAAGCAGAAUUACAAGAAAUUGAAUGUCUUGGAUUGAGUGAAGCAGAAGUACAACAAAUUGAAGAUGUGGAUGUUGCUAUGUCACAAGAUGUUGGAAUUGCUAGCCAAAUAACAGUUGAAGAACUCCCUACAAAUCAUGUACUUGGAGAUGAGGAAAGGAUGAAUGGGGAGGAUGGCAUAGAUGAGCCAGGGAUGGGUGAGAAAGAGGACUACAAAGAGGAGCAAAGUGAAUCAAGUCAGGAGGAGGAAGCCUUCGGAAAGGAUAAUAGAGAUCCAGUUAAAAAAGGUGGUAGUUGUCAAGAAUGGAAAGGGAAUGAGUUCAUCCAACCCCCUUAG
Lactuca saligna is the source of this 696-nucleotide messenger RNA. NCBI's taxonomy places the organism in Eukaryota, Viridiplantae, Streptophyta, Magnoliopsida, Asterales, Asteraceae. The record is from the annotation of a GenBank genome assembly.